Molecule: messenger RNA, 219 nt
Organism: Babesia bigemina
Lineage: Eukaryota; Apicomplexa; Aconoidasida; Piroplasmida; Babesiidae
Exons: 2
Coding region: 1-219 (72 amino acids)
Source: RefSeq, a predicted model, not a curated record
AUGGAUACGGACUACGCCAACGACGCUCGGCCGCCGCCAGCACAGGACGCCUGGAUCAUACUCGCCAGCUACGUGCGACAGACGUGGUUCCAGCUGACCGGCAGAGUGCCGGCCCUGGUCAGCAGUGACAAUGACAUUCAGGUGUUGUUCACCCUGCUGCCGUUCGCGCUCGUGUUCUUACUCGCAGCACGUGUGAAGAGCCCUAGGCACACGUUUUAA